AAACUUUCCAAAAUGUCUGAAAUCUGUUCGAAGACUCAACAUAGAACUAUAAUUUCGCCCACUUUUCUCGAUCUACCUCUGGACAUUUUUGAUUUAAUUUUGGGGAGGCUAAAACCUAUGGAACUACUGAAAUCUCGUGACGUGUGUAAAAGUUUGAGAAGCGCUGUCGAUAGUUUUGGGUUUCGGUUUGAUAGCAUUGACUUCCACUUUCAAGAUGAACACGUGACGAUUGUGCUCCAAGAUGACGGAAAAAGAGAGCUCCAAAUCAACGCGGAACAUUUCACGAAAAGCAGUUUGAGAAUAUUAUUGAAGCACGCAUCCGCCUUGAACUUUUAUGACGAAACAAUGGAUAGAUAUGAUGUUAUCGGAUCAUUCAUCAAAAUUCUAAAAUCCGAACAAUGUAUUAAAGUUAAGGAAAUCAAACUUUCUCGUUUCUCAUUCGAAAAUGUUCUUACUAUUCUCCCAUUCUUCGAUGCACAAGAACUCCAAAUAAUCGAUUUGUUGACGUCUGUCCUGGCUAGCCAUUUCGAACUGAUAACCCAUCUGAGCCAAUGGAAAAAUUCAAAAUCUCUGAAUUUUCCGCGUAAUAUCGACAGUAAAGAAGUUUCCCAUAUGUUUCAUUUCGAAAACUUCAAUAUCAAAAUGCUCAACUUCGAUACUCAAGCUGCUGUGAAAAUGAGAGAUGAUCUAAUGAGACGAAGUACAUUCAAAAGUUGCAGUAUCGUCUUUAAUAAAUUUGAGUCGCCGUCAAAUAUUGAACUUGCAAAAGUAUUCAGACCGGACUGUACUGGAGGCUAUAAAAGAUAUAGGGACGAUACUGGCGACGAUGAAUUUGCAAUUAAAUAUUCAAAUGAUCACUUGUACUACUUUUCAAUUAAAUGUGAGUAUGGAUGGCAAUAUGAAUUUACUUUCUCUGUGACAAGAUUGUUUUCCGACCAAUUUCCGAUGUUUUAAUAUUUUUUUAAAAGUGUAGUAUAAGUUUGUUUUAAUAGUUAUUGAAAUAAACUUUAAAAAUG
Molecule: messenger RNA, 1016 nt
Organism: Caenorhabditis elegans
Lineage: Eukaryota; Metazoa; Nematoda; Chromadorea; Rhabditida; Rhabditidae
Gene: fbxa-44
Product: F-box domain-containing protein
Exons: 3
Coding region: 13-954 (313 amino acids)
Source: RefSeq, marked reviewed